AUGUCCGGUCUUAAAAAUGAAGUGGACAAAUUUUGUGAGAGAUUACGACUUCCCGUUUAUUCAGGAUAUACAAUAGAUACCGACAUAUCGAGAAUUGCGAAUGCCUUUUACAUUCAAGCAGAACCGACAUUUGAAGAAUUACAGAAAUUGAUCAAGACUACUUCCGAUUCAGAUAACAAAUUAGAUGAUGAUGAUUUAAUGCAAAUAAUUGUAACAUGUGCAAACUUUAUAGGAGAAGAAUUAUGGACAAAUCCUAAUUUAAAUAAAAAUGCAAUUGCGACGAUCGAAUUGUUGAUUACCAUACAACCAGAUCGGUUUCCAACUGUCACGCAUAUGAUCCAAACAUUUGUACCAAAAAUACUUGAAAAAUACGUAAAACCAACGUUUAUGAAAUAUCCUGUAAAUGUCGAUAAAAGAAGAAAUGGAAAAUCAAAAAGAAAAACAGUUGAUUUUGAUAGUGCGAAUGAAUCAUGGAGAGGAGAGGUAGCACAAUGUUCUAACCUUUUACUUUGGUGUAUUUUACAUUUAAAAAAUUCAGAAAUUGAGAAAACUAUCGGACUUAUUAUCCCUCCAACAUUAUCACUUAUUGAUGAUUAUAAUGUAGAUUUCAAGACACGAGGUGUCUCCAUAUUGGAUCAUCUAUUAAAAAAAUUAAAACAAGAUACUAUACAUCAAACAGGAUUGGGUGAUGUUUUUCACGAGGCUUUGAGCAAAUGUUUAACUUAUCAAAGUGAAACAUCGCAUGUUUCUUUAUUACGUCAAAGCUUUUCGGCCAUAAUUUCAUUGAUUUCUUUAACUGAAAAGACAAACUCUGAAACUCGAUAUAUUAAAUAUGAACAAAUUUUAUCUAAUAAUGUAGUAAAAGGUUUCAUUUUUUCAGGAGAUAAGAUUGUGAUUCGCAUUAUAUUAUUACAACAAAUUCCUAAACUUGCUGAAGAAUUAGGAAUCGUUACAGUUAAAUACAUACAAGAAUUAAUACAUGUGAUAUGCGAUUCCUUAGAAUUCCCUUUUGAAUUUACCAACAAAGAACAAAUGUUAGAAUUACAUUUGGAAGCAGCAAAAGGAAUAGAAAAGAUUAUCGGUGUAUGUUGGCCUAGUCUACAGCAACUUCAUGGAAUCAAUUGA
Funneliformis geosporum is the source of this 1125-nucleotide messenger RNA. NCBI's taxonomy places the organism in Eukaryota, Fungi, Glomeromycota, Glomeromycetes, Glomerales, Glomeraceae. The record is from the annotation of a GenBank genome assembly.